ACUUGCUUACGUAUCGUCGCUCCUAACAUCAUGACACACAUAUCUCUGUCAAAAUAUAUACAAAUGUACUAACGAUUUUGAAGCGACAAAUCUUUUAUGUCUACUAAAAAGGAUGGCAUUAAAGUAUCCAAGACGCAAACAAUCAAACAGAGCUCAUCCAGACUGGUUACUAAAGUUAGAGAAGAUAGCGCAGAUCGAAAGCAUGUUAAGAAGGUGGAAGACCAGAUUAAAAAAUUGAAGCCACCAACAACUUUGCUCAAACAAAAGAGUGUAGAUGCUAACCGGCCUCAACCAACGAAGUCUAAUUUUAAGCUGAAAAGUGCAAGUGGGACAUCCAGUGAGGAACCAAGUUGAAAGUAAAACGUAGUGUAGCGGGAGUGUCAAAAACUAGAUUUUUUCCAAUAGUAAAGCUAUGAUCUCGAACGCGCUGAAGGAUGGUGAUAAAGAGGUUGCAAAAAUAAGUGGCUCAAAAGUGAGUGGUAAAGUGGACACCGAGAUGGCGAAAGUAAAAAGCUCAAGCAGAAAGAAUCAAAUUCAGUUUCUAACAAGAGCAUCUCAAAGAUCAGUAAGUCUGGAAGUAAUAGUCAUACUUCGAACAAAAGAGACGCAAACGAACUAAAAGGAAAGACAAGUAGCACUGCGACAAGAUCAAAAGUUAACAGCACACCUGUUCCCAAACAGAAACAGUCUGAUUCAGAUUGUAGCUCAAUUUCAAGCAGAUAUGAGAUGAAAAGUAUAGCAAAAGUGAAAUCGACAUCUAAAGACACUUCAAGACAAACAUAUUUAGAUUCAAAUAGCGAUAUAAUGUCAGAACGACCAGGUACUGCAACUUUGAGGAAAGGUAGGCUAGUCAACACAAACAUAGUUGGACCAGAGGGUUCCUGAGGAAUAGUACCAAAGUUAGUGAAAGAAACAUUCAAUGCUGCUUAAACCAUUUGAGUUUAGAAGUGAGUCUAAGUCUAAAGGAAAGUCAGUAUCCAGGAAAGAAACCAAAGGCUCUAAAACUAAACCAAAUGCCAACGAAAAGAGUCCAAACUCUAGUGCCGGUUCAAGACAUAGCUUAAGAAAUGCCAAUUUAGAAAUUCCAUCAACUUCUAAAACAAACUAAAAGACAAACCAAGUGAUACCGAAAAUGAACAAAUCGUCACACCAAUGAACUCUGAAGGUAGUCAUAAAUCAGACUCCUCAAAUGAGCGUGAUUACGAAGACGAUUUUAAUUCCUACGAGUCCGAUUUUGAGAAGUACUCUUCCUCUAGCAGUUCUCUCCACGUGCCUGAUAUAUCGGGUGAAGAUACUAGUAGUAUAAGUAGCAGUGAAGGUAACUCUCCCCUGGAGCUCACAUCUGCUACUAAGAGAUUGAGCUCUGCAGGUACUGAUGAAGACAAACAAAUGGAUUCAGGGCACUAUGAUAUGCCAGAUUAUAAACAUAAGCAAAUCCUGGAUAACAUCAAAGAGUUGGUGGAGAAAGAGAACGCUAAUUUGGAUGUUCAGAAAAAUAAUACAGCUUCGCUCUCUGAUGAAGGGUUUGAAGAUCAGAGGUCUCUCCAAUUUAUCAACUUCUUGGAUGCUCAAAAGAAAACUAUACGAAGACGAAGCAUGGAGAUAAGGAAAAAGCGAGGAGAAGAGAUUUUAAGUAUGAUCAAGUUAGAUACCUUCAGUUAUACCCUUUUUGAUUUGACUCCAGUGCCUUACGAAGUGUUCAUAAAGAACUAUGGGAGGACUAAUACAGUGCAGAGUGCAACUCAAACUGGUGAUGAUGAUAUUGAUGAGGAAAUACAAACUGAUAAUAUUAGUGUUGAUAUGAAAUGGACGCAAAUUCCUGUUUGCUUCUCUAAGCUAAGUCUAGACGAGCCCAGCUUUUGGAGAACAUACAAAAACGAAUACCUAGGAGUAGGUAGCGAAUAUACUGUUGAGCCAAAUAUAGUGAAGAAGCCAUGUAACGAGCAUUAUCUGAAUAAGUUCCUGCUCUCUGCUGGAACUUUGAUCACCAAAAUAUUGGAAGAACGAGACUCUGAGAAUAUUAGUAGUCUAAAGAAGAACUCGCGAGAUUUGCCUUUCAGUGAUGGGUAUAUUGCAUUUAACACAACCAAGAGCGCUCUUAGAGGAUCUAGCGUGGACUAUAUUUCUUUCGGCUGUGAUAAUAAUAAGUUUUUGCGACUGUACAUACUCAAAAGGAUAAGCACAUGUAUGUUAUAGCUAUUUGGAGAGCAUAUUCUGAGGAACCUAAGUUAGUUCUAGAAUCCUAUAGUGCAAUAUCAUCGUGCUUAGUUGACCUUAGCUCCUGUUUUGUAUAUGGUGGACUUUACGAUGGGCAACUACACUAGGAAUAUUGCAAUUUUGAUAUGGAAUACAAGCCCAACCUCAAGAGAUGUACCAAGCCAUAUUCCUGUUUAUGUUACAAGUGUUGGAUUUGGUCACCACACAAAAAUAGUUGCCAUACAACAGUUAUCUGAUUCACCUGCUGGUAAAACGUUCUUAUCUGCCAAUUCAUCAUCAAAAGAGAUCUGUUCACUAGAUGAAGAUGGAGAUAUAAUACUAUGGAGGGUCGUAGUGAAGCAAAGUACGUAUAGUUCCAAGUCACCUGGAGCAGAUUGCAAAGAAGUUGUGCUGGUGAAAAGUACACACGUAUUAUUAAGAAGCAUGUAUCCAGACAUAUCAGAUCUCGUCUGUACUGACUUCGUCUUGGACACAUCGAACAACAACUAUGCUUUUAUUUCGACUAAUUAUGGUUUUAUCAUACAUUAUUUCAUAAAAGGUGGAGGAAAUUCCGUAAGGACAUUUCAGCCUGGUGCAGAAAUAAAUUAUAAUAGGCUUUCAAAACAAGAAAGAGUUAUAAUUGAACGCUGUUUCGGCCUACUGAAAUGCCGGUUUUCUAUCCUACAGUAUGUUUGCUGCGUAAAGUUGGGAAAUGUGCCGAAAAUAAUUAUUGCUUUAAGGACAUGUCGCUCAAGAUACAAAUACCGGUCAACCUGUUACUUCUUCUUGGAGGAUAUCUUCGCGAGUAUAAGGUCUGCCCAUUCUCCUCCGACUUUCUGCUAG
This is a messenger RNA of Acanthoscelides obtectus, 3039 nucleotides long. The record is from the annotation of a GenBank genome assembly. NCBI's taxonomy places the organism in Eukaryota, Metazoa, Arthropoda, Insecta, Coleoptera, Chrysomelidae.